Messenger RNA from Tupaia belangeri chinensis (Chinese tree shrew), 6002 nucleotides. It is a transcript of the gene RGS6, whose product is annotated as regulator of G protein signaling 6. The coding region runs from base 499 to 2157 and encodes 552 amino acids. The record is from RefSeq and is a predicted model, not a curated record. The transcript is spliced from 19 exons. Lineage: Eukaryota; Metazoa; Chordata; Mammalia; Scandentia; Tupaiidae. Gene Ontology annotation, cellular component: neuron projection; cytoplasm. Gene Ontology annotation, biological process: regulation of G protein-coupled receptor signaling pathway; intracellular signal transduction; positive regulation of GTPase activity. Gene Ontology annotation, molecular function: GTPase activator activity.
CGCGCUUGGCCCUGCUUGGCCGCCAGAGCUCCGCCCGAGCGCGCGGUUCCCAAAGCGGAGGGAGCCGGCGGCGCCGAGGGGGCGGACCGACCUCCGCGCACCCCACCGACUAGGUGGCUAAGGAGGGGUAAGGGCGAACGCUCGGGAGCGCGGAGAGCCAGGCCGGCCCGGAGCGCGCUGGAGACACCCCGAGCGCCCCGCGCCCUGGCACCAUGCGACCCACUGCGCCUCUGCGCGGGCCCGGGGUUUCGCUCUCCGCUCGCUGAGCCCUUGCGCUCGCUGUCGCGGAAACUCGAAAAGAGGAAGCGAGACACCAAGAGCAGCGCGGAGACGGACUAGACUUCCCGUCCGCCCCCAAGAGGCUGCCGGUCCCUGGCUCUCUGGGCUUCUCUAGCUUUAUCAUGAGCCUUCCGCAAGCUUGGCUUUAGGAGCUCUCCAGAAGCCGAGGGAGAGUCGAGGCAAUUCUUUGGUUGCUAAGUGUGAGUGAAGACACUCAGGAUGGCUCAGGGACCUGGGGACCAACGGGCAGUGGGGAUUGCUGAUCCGGAGGAGAGUUCUCCAAACAUGAUCGUCUACUGCAAAAUUGAAGAUAUCAUCACAAAGAUGCAAGAUGAUAAGACGGGGGGUGUGCCCAUCAGAACAGUCAAGAGUUUUCUCUCCAAAAUCCCCAGUGUUGUCACAGGUACUGACAUUGUGCAGUGGCUUAUGAAGAACCUUUCCAUUGAGGACCCAGUUGAAGCAAUACACUUGGGAAGCCUUAUAGCUGCCCAGGGCUACAUCUUUCCCAUCUCGGACCACGUACUCACCAUGAAAGACGAUGGCACCUUUUAUCGUUUCCAGGCUCCUUAUUUCUGGCCUUCAAACUGCUGGGAACCUGAAAACACUGAUUACGCUAUCUAUCUCUGUAAGAGGACAAUGCAGAAUAAGGCGAGGCUGGAACUGGCAGAUUAUGAAGCAGAAAACUUAGCAAGACUCCAGAGGGCCUUUGCACGGAAGUGGGAAUUCAUCUUUAUGCAAGCCGAAGCACAAGUGAAGAUUGAUCGGAAAAAGGACAAGACAGAAAGAAAAAUUUUGGAUAGUCAAGAACGAGCAUUUUGGGAUGUCCACAGGCCAGUGCCAGGCUGUGUGAACACAACAGAAAUGGAUAUCAGAAAAUGUCGACGUUUGAAGAAUCCACAAAAGGUUAAAAAGUCUGUAUAUGGUGUGACUGAAGAGUCACAGUCGCAAAGCCCUGUGCACAUACCCAGUCAACCGAUCAGGAAAACCACAAAAGAGGACAUCCGGAAACAGAUAACAUUUUUGAAUACACAGAUUGACAGACACUGUUUGAAAAUGUCCAAAGUGGCUGAAAGCUUAAUCGCUUAUACGGAACAGUAUGUGGAAUACGACCCUCUUAUAACGCCCGCUGAGCCAUCCAACCCUUGGAUCAGUGACGACAUUGCAUUGUGGGACAUAGAGAUGAGCAAGGAGCCCAGCCAGCAGCGAGUAAAAAGAUGGGGCUUUUCUUUCGACGAGAUAUUGAAGGACCAGGUGGGGCGGGACCAGUUCCUACGAUUCCUGGAGUCGGAAUUCAGUUCAGAAAACCUCAGGUUCUGGCUGGCUGUCCAAGAUCUCAAGAAACAACCCCUACAGGAUGUAGCCAAGAGGGUAGAAGAAAUUUGGCAGGAAUUUCUGGCUCCAGGAGCCCCCAGUGCAAUCAACCUGGAUUCUCACAGCUAUGAGAUCACCAGUCAAAAUGUCAAAGAUGGAGGGAGAUAUACCUUUGAAGACGCCCAGGAGCACAUCUACAAGCUGAUGAAGAGUGACAGCUAUGCCCGCUUCCUCCGGUCAAAUGCUUACCAGGACUUGCUGCUGGCCAAGAAGAAGCCAGAAAGUGAGCAAGGUCGUAGAACUUCCCUAGAAAAGUUCACUCGCAGUGUGUGCUGCUGGCGCAGAGUCAGAAUGGCCGCUGCAUUUCACCCCCGAGGUGGCUUCCUUCCAGCAGUGGGGAAAGUCUCUGGCGGGCAAGCGCCUCACCGGCCUGAUGCAGUCCUCCUGACCAUUCCGGCUGCAGGGCCAGGGCCGGGGACCGAGGACCACACGGGCAGGCGGCGCUCCACAUCCACGGACAGAGUUUCCUUACGGGGAGAUUUGGUCACUGUGAAGGAGAAGGAGUGAGGGCAAUGAAGGGCAGCGGUGGGGAGACUUUGUGGGUGAAUGGGAAGACAGAAAGAAAGGGUUCACAGAGCCUGAGGUCGGCCUGGUGGAAGCUCCAGUUUACACCCUUGCUCCUAGUACAUUUGUGCUCUGACACUCGGUUCUCUAGGAGGCCCUUGUGUCUAACUCAUUCAGGGGAGAACACUUCGUGGGAUUCCUGUCGCCACUACCACUUAAGAGUAUAUUUUUACUAUCCUCACUCCUUCCACUAUCCGGGGAAUCACACCCUCCCAAAAACUCAAGAGGGAUGAGUGGACCCUGAGCACAGUAUUAUGCAUCACCUUCCCUGCCCUCUCUCUGAGGCGCUCACAGCACUCAUCAUAGUUACAGCCACCACGUCCCGGCCAUCACCUGCCUCCCCCCAUGUCUCUGUGACCACCGGGGUAUAACAGUCCAGCACCAGGUACUGCUCUCACAUGAAUUGUCCAAAUCACAUCUUCAGCACUAAAGCAACUUCAUGGAUUGCUUCACCUCAAGUUCUUUUGACCCCUGCUGAGAUCACCUUUUGAAGAGGUCGCCAAUGGUGUAGUGGCCUAUUGGGUCCCAUCGAAUGUCUCAAAGGUUCAAUGCUAGAGGAAGCACCGAUACAGAUGAAAGAGUUUGUUGACCAUCUUUAAAAAAUAUUAUUUCAUAAUUUAUUCUGUUUUUGCUCCCCUGCUCCUCAAUUUGUCCCCUCAUGUCUCACUCAAAAUAAAUGCCAUGAACUCAGAGGCCAUUGGGAUUCUGCAAGCCAAGGUGGAAGCUGUGAGGUCCCCAACCUGGAAGGCAGCUGGAUCACAAGGCUGGCAGCUCACACAUGGCAUCCUGACAAGUAUAACCAAUCCUUGCUGGGUCAGGGCUCAGUUGUGUCUGAAACUGGGACAAAGUAUACAUUGAAGGGACCUGGCCAGGGCCACAAGGUUUGCUUCCCAGUCCUGAUCUGAAGGCCCAGCCAAUUACCCCACUAAACCAAGUCAGUCAUCUAGGGGAAAGCAAAAACCUGCAAUAGAUUUAUUUGUAUUCCCUUUGUGUGUGUCUGUCAAAAUGACUAUCUGCCAACUUGGCUAUGAGGUGUAGGAAAGGCCCCGAGUCAGGCACCUGAUGUGUAGUAGGUCUUAGCAGACAGUAGCUAAUAACCAUCAUCAUUGCCGACGUCAUUAUUGUGACACCCAAAAGCCCUCGGACAAAACUGUAUUAAGUAACCUGUUUUUGAAUUCAGACACUCACUCCCCUACCUGCUUUGGUUAUCCUCCCUUGAUCUAUUUUUGGCCAUAGGUGAAAAAUCUCCCUUGGGAGUGUAUAAACAGAAAACAUAGAAGCGAAAACAGUGAUCACUGGUAUUUCUUUACUCACAUAGGCAAAUUCACCCGCUGGUGACCAAAGGCUCAUACAUUCAUGCCCCACCAUGACCCCAUCUUUCCAAUUCCACCUUUGAAUCCUUCCACACAGCCUUGUUCCCAGGGCAACAGACUUCCAUCCCCCAGGAGAGCCACCAUAGGCUUUAGGAAUCUUUGCUCUGGUUAUACCUUUGUGGGUUCCUAACCACCAUGCCUCAGUCUCCCCCACUGAUAGCAGUUCUUCUCUCAUCAAAGUACAGUGGGAAUAACAGGCAACAUGUGUUGAGUCCCCAGAGUCUCUCCGAAGGUGGCAAUAUAGUCCCAUAUUCCUAUCAUACACCCCCGUGCCCUCAUUCUAUGUGAUCUUGGCACAGAGCCUCACACUUCACAGACACUCACUAACUACUCAGUGAGUAAAUGGAUGAAGUGAAGCCCUAUCCCAAGUAAUAGGGCCUUCUGACUCCUCCUCUCUUCACUACACCCUUUUCAUACCCUUCCUCUUCAUAUAAAAGAGGACAACAUUGUAUUCUAAAUUCAUCUGUACCCAGUAUUCCCCAAAGAAAGCAUUCCUGCCAGGGACCCCUGGCCUGUGCUGACACUGAGACCUAGGGCAUGUGGACAAAAGGUGUUCCCAAGCUGCAGGUGCCUCUGUGCUCUCAGUUAUCCAGGGCAUGGGAAUGAUUGCCUCUUGCCCUUCCUCAUGGGUGGCAAGGGACAUUUUAAGUCAUUCUCUGCAGAGAGAGAAAGUUUGGUUUUCCCAGCCAUGACUUCUGUGCCUCCUUCCCCUGACUCCUGGCUGAUGCUCCAGAGUUAUGCUGGCCUGAGAUUUGGUCUUAUCCUGGGGGUCCCUAGAGGAUGAUCUAUGGCCAUAACAUGGGGCAGGAUGAAAGCUUCAAAAACAUGUCUGAGAACACCCAGAGGGGAGGAGGGGGUCGGAAUGCUCAGUGGAGAUAAGAACACUUCAGAUGUUCUUCAAAACCAGAGCAAUACCUUCAUACCCACCCCCCAACUAAGGCAUGCUCAGUCCUGUGAUCUCUACCACAUGAUCCUCAGUAGAUCAAGCAAGAGGCUUGCAAGAGGGGAGUAGAGCAAGGUUGUGACACCCAAGUUGACCAGACCUUGUAAUGCCAGUACAUUCGGAAAAUCUGAUCUUGGUCUCUUUCUCAUUGGGUUGCAGUAAAUUCAGAUUAGAUUAGACUUUAAAGUUAGUUCUAUAGCAGAGCAGAUUCUCCUUCCUUGUCCUGCCCCUGGAAGCCACUGUACAUUUCCUGAUUGGGCAUAGUCUCCAGGCCCAGGACUCUUCCCUAUGUGAGCUCAUAGGGCAAAUAUUUUUGCAGCCCUAUUGCCAAAGCAUCAGGACAGCUUUAGCAAGAGACACCUACCCCUCAGGUCAUUCACACAAGACGCUAGGCACUGGACAUCUAAAAUAUCGUUCCCUACAUGGGAAGAGUAAAACUUGUAGGUUGGCACAUUUAAAUACCCAGAAGCAACCAGAUGGCAUGAUCCAAGCAACAGGAAUUCUCUGGGCUGGGAAGGAGGCUACUGCAUUUCCAGAAAGUGCUGCAGCAGCUUUGUUCUCCUGGAAGGUGUUGUUAUAAUCCAUGACCAAAGCAGGGUCCAGCUGUGAGUGCAGUCAACUGGGCCUGUGCUCAAGGGCUCACCAGAUACCAGGCUAGCACCCUGGGAGGGACCUUAGGCAACUCUGAGUUGCUGCUUAGACUCACUGAACACAAGGGAACAUGCACCAGGGACUUUUGCCCUGGCAGGAUUCCUGGUAUGUUCAAACUACCUCGGCAAUAGGACACUGAACCAGGAGCCUGCCACCCAUCUGGUCCCUUCACUGGUUGCGGAAGUUGGUGUCUUUCUUACAAUGCAUCCCUCCUGUUCUCCAAAUGUGUGGGUUUCAAUAUCCACUACCCGGAAGCCUUCCCAGAAGGUGGAAAGUAUUGAGAGCUGCUGGUCUUUGGGCUUGUAGAAUGCACCAGCUGUUCACCAAGAUCUAAGAGCUGGAAAGCCCUGGGCUAAAGGAACAAUAACAUGCCACCAGUCUCUAAAUGGAGCUGGGAAAGUUGAAUGUGUAGCAAAGAUCAGGGAAUAAGUCGAAUAGUGGCCAAAUGAAUCACUAAUAACUCACCACGGGACCCUCUGACGAGAAGCCUAUGCUCACGUAACCAUGGCAACAGCAGAUGCCAGCAACCUACUCAUUAGUACCACCCAGUGAUAAGGCAUCCCCUGGGCAAGACCCAGGGGCCAUAAAGUAGCAAAGUAGCAAAUGUAGCAAUAAGGGGCCCAGGGCCAUUAAGGGACAGGGUCUAAAUGACCCAGUCUCAGCCCAAUCCCCAAUCCUGACAAGGGCUCAGAGCCAGCCGCUGUCAGCUGUCCGGGGAGGGGAGGCCCUGCUCCACACUGAGGGCUCCUGUUAUAUAUUCUAUGUCCAUGCCGCAUGAUCACAAACACGUUGGAAUGGCCUCCUCGUAGUGCAUGUGGUCC